UCCGCGGGAUCAGACUUGCUUGAUGAUGCAGUCAAGCAGAUAUAUAGCAGAUAACAUUUUCAAAAUUUCGAUGCAUUCUGCAAUUAAAAAGACAAACUUGUAUCUAUCUGUCUAUCUAUCUGUACUGUACGACUCGUCUCUCACUGGCUCUUAAUGAAUUCAAUCGUUGUUCACGUCGACGUUUGUGCUUGCGCAGAGGAGAUUACUUUUUUUCUUUUUUUUUUUCUUGGUUGGUGCUUAACCGAAUUUAAUGUUAUGGUUUAUUUCAACAAAGACAAAAGAAAUCACCUCUGAGCAAACAAUCAAAGAGAAUCUUGCAUUUAGAGAAGUCGAUUAUAUUAAAACACCAUCCGCCACGCUGAAUAAAGCAUUGAAGUUUUAAAUCUCCCUGCGAGCAGAUAUCGUCGUGUGUAAUAUUAGAAAGAUAACCUCAAAAAAUAACGAAUUUGGAAUGCUUUUAAUAAUAUUAAGCAAACAUGUUGAAAAUAUUUGUUAGAAUUCCUUUGGCGGGCCGUUUAACACUGAUUAUUUGUUUAUUCGCGUUCUCGUGGGCCCAGGAACGUAACGUGAUUUUGGAAGCAAUUGAUUUUUUAAUACGCGGCGGAAAUGAUGCCAAUUUAGAGAAUUAUGACAACACCAUUGGCAUGGAGGGAGAAUACGAUUUUAUUGUAGUCGGAGCCGGUACAGCAGGCUGCGCUUUGGCUGCUCGCCUCUCAGAAAAUCCAAAAUGGAAGGUUUUAUUAUUAGAGGCAGGUGGUCCCGAAAGUCUAGUUAUGGAUAUACCAAUAGUAGCUCAUUACCUGCAACUUGGUGAAAUGAAUUGGAAAUAUCGUACUCAGCCGUCCCAACAGGCUUGUUUAGCCAUGAAUAAUAAUCGUUGUAAUUGGCCUCGGGGCAAAGUAAUGGGCGGCUCUUCUGUUCUAAAUUAUAUGAUGUAUACACGAGGUAAUCGUCGCGACUACGACCGCUGGGCUGAGCUGGGCAACGAAGGCUGGAGUUAUAAAGAUGUUUUACCAUAUUUUAAAAAAUAUGAAGGCUCCACUGUACCCGAUGCCGAACCUCAAUAUGUUGGACGCAACGGACCGGUAAGAAUUUCGUAUAUAAAGUGGCGGUCUAAGAUCGCUGAUGCUUUUGUGGAAGCUGCCCAACAGGAUGGUCUUAAAUACCGUGACUAUAAUGGUCAAAUACAGAACGGCGUUUCCUACUUACAUACUACCACUUACAACGCCACACGCUGGAGUUCCAAUCGUUCCUAUUUAUACCCAAUCAAAGGGCAGCGUCCUAAUUUGCAUGUCAAGAAGAGAGCUUUGGUUUCUAAAGUGCUUAUAAAUCCCGAAAGUAAAACGGCCUACGGCGUGGAAGUGCAAACUGAUGGUAGAUCGUAUAAAAUUAUGGCCCGCCGUGAAGUUAUAGUGUCAGCAGGUGCGAUUAACACACCGCAAUUGCUUAUGUUAUCAGGAGUGGGUCCUUCGAAACAUUUGAAAGAAAUGGGUAUCAAACCUAUAGUCAAUUUAGCAGUAGGUUAUAAUCUGCAAGACCACACUGCCCCAGCUGUUACUUUUACCACCAAUGCAACAUCCUUACAUUUUGAAGACUUUUCCGAAUCUACUUGGUUGUAUCGGUUUAAUAGGCAAGAAGGGCCGUAUGGUUCACCAGGUGGUUGCGAAGCUAUAGCAUUUUGGGAUUUGGGCCAUCCUGACGCUGUUGAUGGUUGGCCAGACAUUGAAUUGUUUUUAGUGGGCGGUUCCAUGUCUGCCAAUCCGGCCAUUUCUCGCGGAUUCGGCUUAAAAAACUCAAUUUACAACAGUAUGUUUGCAGAAAUUGAGGAUAAGAAUAUUGAUGCAUUUAUGGUCUUCCCAAUGAUUUUGCGACCAAAAAGCCGAGGCCGUAUCAUGCUUAAAUCUACAGAUCCUUUCAAAUACCCUUUGAUUUACGCGAAUUAUUUUUCGAAUCCAUAUGACGUCGAUAUAUCUGUAAAGGGUUUACUUAAAGCUAUUAGUUUAACCGAGCGCUCGGGCUUUAAGAAAAUCAAUGCUAAGCUCUGGGAUCGUCUGAUUCCGACUUGCAGUCAAUUUCCUUAUAAAUCGCGUGAAUAUUGGGAAUGUUAUGUUAAACAUUUCACUUUUACUAUUUAUCAUUAUUCGGGUACAGCUAAAAUGGGUCCAAUAACGGAUCGUUCCGCUGUUGUAGAUUCUCGCUUAAGAGUGUACGGAGUAAAAAAUCUACGAGUAGCAGAUGCCAGUAUAAUGCCUGAGAUAAUGUCGGGGCAUCCGAAUGGACCGGUUUUUAUGAUAGCUGAGAAAGCUGCCGACAUGAUUAAACAAGAUCAUAAUUAUAUAAAAUAACAUAUAGUACGAUCGAUGUUUAAAAGGGGAGGAUUAGGAUAAUUUUUAUUUAAUUUUACUUACUUAGCCAUAUUAUUUGUACUUUUAAAAUGUAAGACAACUAACUAAUACUCACAAUAAUGUUUAAUACCAAAGAGAUGA
Glossina fuscipes is the source of this 2486-nucleotide messenger RNA. RefSeq names its product glucose dehydrogenase [FAD, quinone]-like. The coding region runs from base 477 to 2345 and encodes 622 amino acids. NCBI's taxonomy places the organism in Eukaryota, Metazoa, Arthropoda, Insecta, Diptera, Glossinidae. The transcript has a single exon. The record is from RefSeq and is a predicted model, not a curated record. Gene Ontology annotation, molecular function: flavin adenine dinucleotide binding; oxidoreductase activity, acting on CH-OH group of donors.